GUCUAUAAGAAGGCGUGGUUGACUUUGUAAAAGGAAGUUCAUAGAGUAAAGAUUAUAUAGUAUAUAUAUAUAUAUAUAUAUAUAUGAGUACAUAGUACUAGGGUCAGUGCUAGGCAUUUAGUUGUUAAGAAACGUGCCUCCCGUUUAAGUAAAAAAAGGCAUGAAUAUCCAGGUUUGCACAAAAUAUAGCGUUACAUUUAAUCAGUGUUUUUUUUUUAUGAUAGUGACUUAUUAUUUUUGCACUGAAGUCAAGGUUUUUUUUUUUUUUUUCAUUAAUGUAUUAAUGUUCAGCUAUCACACGCGUUCUUAUUUUCAUCUUCGUGAAAAAAUAGUGCAGUUGAGUAAGAUUAAUUAAUUUGAGCCAGUGUGUCGCUUUAUGUAUGGCUUAGUAUUCUGACAUGUCAAAUUUGGCUGUCAACUUUUAAUAGUUUGAUGUUAACAACACAGGAAAAGUUAACUUUUUAAAUUAAUUUUCGCAUUCGAGCUGUAUAGUUUUCUCAAUAGAUCAUUUAUAAUGCUACUGUCCAUGGUGGUGCACACAUACUCCAUGCGGUACUGGUUUCCUGCCGCUGUAAUGUUAGGCACAGCCCCGGCGUACCUUCUUACAUGGAGUGUCUUGCGGCUCCUCACCACUGUCCUUCCAGCUAGAUUAUACCAUGGUGUGGAUGAUCGUGUGUACUCAGUCUACCAGAACAUGGUCCUUUUCUUCUUCGAGAACUACACAGGGGUAGAGGUAGUUAUUUAUGGAGAUAUACCAAAGAACAAAGAGAAUGUGGUCUACCUUUCUAAUCAUCAGUGUACAGUUGACUGGAUAAUCGCGGACAUGCUUGCAGUCAGACAGAAUGCCCUUGGACACCUGCGAUAUGUUUUAAAAGAUGGGUUGAAAUGGCUUCCGUUGUAUGGAUGGUAUUUUUCACAGCAUGGAGGUGUUUAUGUGAAGCGAAGUGCCAAAUUUGAUGAGCAAGCAAUGAGAAACAAACUCAUCUCUCAAACAAAGUUAGGAACCCCGAUGUAUCUUGUAAUUUUUCCAGAAGGAACCCGUUACAAUCCCGAACUCCAAAAAGUAAUUUCUGCUAGUCAAGAUUUUGCCUGUAAAGAAGGACUUGCAGUGCUGAAGAAUGUACUAACACCAAGAAUGAAAGCGGCCCAUACAGCUGUAGACUCUAUGAAGGGUCACUUGGAUGCUGUUUAUGAUAUCACUGUAGCAUAUGAAGGAACUCUAGACAGCAAAGGUCAAAGAAAGACCGCUCCAUCUAUGCCAGAGUUCCUAUGCAAGGAAUGCCCCAGAGUUCAUAUUUACUUUGAACGCAUCGAAAUGAAAGACGUUCCCAGAGAGCCUGUGUUCUUUAGGAGGUGGCUGCAUGAGCGAUUCGCCAUCAAGGACAAGUUACUGACUGACUUCUAUGAAUCUGAAGAGCCUGAAAAAAAAAACAAAUUCCCAGGAGAAGGUCACGUAUCACCACUGAGCAUUAAGAAGACAUUACCAUCUUUAAUUUUCUUGUGUGGCCUAACAUUGCCAAUGCUGCUUACAGAGCCUGGAAGAAAACUAUAUAUAAACACCUGGGUUUAUGGAACUUUGGUGGGUUGGUUGUGGGUUCAUAUAAGAUUGUAAGAAAAUCAAACUUGUAAUACCAUUUAUAAUCAGUUUUGAACACCCAAUACCCUCUCUCCCCCAGAACGAUGAUGACUCAGAAACCAGAGGCUUAAACAAAACCUUUUUUUUUUUUUUUUUUUUUAAACUGGUGGCUUAUAAAACCCAUUUUACAAAUUGGUGGCUUAUGUACCUUUAACCUUAAUUGAUGUAUGAAAACCGCUAAUAACUGUUUUUUCUUUCAUAUGUUACUACAUAAUUACAGUAUCUAUGUGUCAAACCGUAUAUCUUUGGAUAUCAAAUGAGCUGACCAAUUAAAUGUUGUUCUUAGUUACUGAUCUAAGAUUCAGUCUCCUUGAAAACAGAUUAAUUGCACCAUGGAUUUGUAUCAAUUUAUUAACCAUUACAACAAAUGUUAAGUAUUCCAUUGUAGUAUUAAAGUUCAUGUCUUAUAAAGCAGAGAUAUAGCCUACUGUAUUUUAAACCAUCAGAGAAAAUGAACGGUAUUGGUCAAAGCUGAAAUACAUUUACACUAAGUAGAAUAAGAUAGUGUUGGCAUCCCAUCACCUAUUUAAAAACAUUGGUAAGAAUUCAACUAAGUAAAAAAAAAAAAAAAAAAAUUAAAUGUUUACAAUAUUAAAAUAUUUAACAAUAUUAAACUUGCACUGAUUACUGUGCAUGUAAAACUAGUUUUUUUAGGGUCCCUUGAACAAAGCUAUCUGGGAAACGUCCUCACGUGUUGCUACAACUGUUUAAAUAAUAUCCUGACAACUUUUUACACUUAUAACUUUAAAGUCUGUUUCAAACCUCUUUUCUAAAUGUCCUCUCUAGAGCACUGAUAGUGUAAGGAUUAUUGCCCACAUUGUCAAACAGGUAACACAGCAAUAAGGAUCCAUGAUGUGGUACGU
Messenger RNA from Polyodon spathula (Mississippi paddlefish), 2499 nucleotides. RefSeq names its product 1-acyl-sn-glycerol-3-phosphate acyltransferase epsilon-like. Bases 515 to 1612 code for a protein of 365 amino acids. The transcript has 8 exons. The record is from RefSeq and is a predicted model, not a curated record. Gene Ontology annotation, cellular component: mitochondrion; endomembrane system. NCBI's taxonomy places the organism in Eukaryota, Metazoa, Chordata, Actinopteri, Acipenseriformes, Polyodontidae. Gene Ontology annotation, molecular function: acyltransferase activity.